This is a messenger RNA of Cicer arietinum (chickpea), 1403 nucleotides long. RefSeq names its product BIIDXI-like protein At5g11420. NCBI's taxonomy places the organism in Eukaryota, Viridiplantae, Streptophyta, Magnoliopsida, Fabales, Fabaceae. The record is from RefSeq and is a predicted model, not a curated record.
AUCUCUGAAAUCCAAGUCACUGAAAUAUCCCUGUGUAUCUUUUUCUCUGUUUUGAGAUCAAUAUUCAUCAACAUCAAAAUCAAAAUGCAUAAGCUUAAAGUGCUGUUAGUUCUAUUCCUCUCUACGUGCCACGCUGCUUUGUCUUAUACAGAUGGUUUAUUGCCUAAUGGUGACUUUGAAGUUGGACCAAAAGCAUCAGAAUUAAAGGGAUCAGUAGUAACAAGCCAUGAUGGAAUACCAAAUUGGACAAUUUCAGGAUUUGUUGAAUACAUAAAAUCAGGACAAAAACAAGGUGACAUGCUUUUAAUUGUACCAGAAGGUGCAUAUGCUGUUAGGCUUGGUAAUGAAGCUUAUAUUAAACAAAAAGUGAAAUUAAAUAAAGGUUCAUUCUACUCAAUCACAUUCAGUGCAGCUCGCACGUGUGCACAAGAAGAAAAACUUAAUGUAUCUGUUGUCCCAACUACUGAGAAAAGAGAUUAUGGUAUCAUUCCUAUACAAACUAUGUAUGGUAGUAAUGGUUGGGAAUCAUUUGCUUGUGGCUUCAAAGCUGAUUAUGAACAAGGUGAAAUUGUUAUUCAUAAUUCUGGUGUUGAAGAUGAUCCUGCUUGUGGUCCUCUUAUUGAUUCUGUUGCUUUGAAGGUUUUGAAUCCACCUAGAAGAACUAGAGCAAAUUUAUUGAAAAAUGGAAAUUUUGAAGAAGGACCAUAUGUAUUUCCAAAUGCAUCAUGGGGGGUUCUAAUUCCACCACACAUUGAAGAUGCACACGGUCCAUUACCAGGAUGGAUUGUUGAAUCACUGAAAGCUGUUAAAUACAUUGAUUCAAAACAUUUCUAUGUACCAGAAGGAAAUAGAGCUAUUGAACUUGUAGCUGGAAAAGAAAGUGCCUUAGCACAAGUUGUGAUUACUACUAUUGGUAAAGUUUAUGAUCUGACAUUUUCUGUUGGUGAUGCAAAUAAUAGUUGUGAAGGUUCAAUGACUGUGGAAGCUUUUGCUGGUGGUGACACUGUUCAAGUUCCUUAUGAAUCUAAAGGUAAAGGUGGUUUUGUUAGAGGGAAGCUUCGUUUCACUGCUUUGUCUACAAGAACUCGAAUUAGAUUCUUAAGUACAUUUUAUACUAUGAAGAAUGAUAACUCUGGUUCUCUUUGUGGACCUGUUAUUGAUGAUGUUAAAUUGCUUAGUGUUCGUUAUCCCAACAAACACUCUUAGUAUUUCCUUCACCAUAUAUAUUAAUUACUACAUCAUUAUAGAAUUAAUUAAUUCUUCUUCUUCUUCUUCUUGUAAUAAUAAUAAUAGGACGGAGUCUUAUAUCAAAUCAAAUCAUCUGCUUGUGAUGUUAUAUAUAAAACGUGAUAAUUUCUUAUUUGUUUCUUUCAGUUUAAUAGCUAAGAAUAUUUAUGACUCCA